Messenger RNA from Colius striatus (speckled mousebird), 4973 nucleotides. It is a transcript of the gene FMNL2, whose product is annotated as formin like 2. Gene Ontology annotation, cellular component: cytosol. The coding region runs from base 174 to 3413 and encodes 1079 amino acids. Gene Ontology annotation, biological process: cell migration; cortical actin cytoskeleton organization; regulation of cell shape. The transcript is spliced from 27 exons. Gene Ontology annotation, molecular function: small GTPase binding; actin filament binding. NCBI's taxonomy places the organism in Eukaryota, Metazoa, Chordata, Aves, Coliiformes, Coliidae. The record is from RefSeq and is a predicted model, not a curated record.
GGAGCCGGAGCGAGCCCGCCCCGGGGGGAGGGCGAGGGCGGCGAGCCAUGACGGGCGGCGGCGCGGCGUUCCGCCGUCGGUGCUAGAGGGCGACCGCGGGGCGCGGAGCCCGCCUGGCUCGGCGGCGCGGAGCGCGGAGGCAGCGCGGAGGGGCCGCCGCCGCCGCCGCCGCCAUGGGCAACGCGGGGAGCGUGGACUCGCAGCAGACGGAGUUCAGGGCGCACAGCGUGCCCCUCAAGCUACCCAUGCCCGAGCCCGGCGAGCUGGAGGAGCGCUUCGCCGUCGUCCUGAAUGCGAUGAACUUGCCUCCCGACAAAGCCCGGCUUCUGCGGCAGUACGACAACGAGAAGAAGUGGGAGCUCAUCUGUGACCAGGAAAGAUUUCAAGUGAAGAAUCCUCCACACACAUACAUCCAGAAGUUGAAGGGCUAUCUGGACCCAGCUGUAACCAGGAAGAAGUUCAGGAGACGAGUCCAAGAGUCUACUCAAGUGCUCCGGGAGCUGGAGAUUUCUUUAAGAACAAAUCACAUCGGAUGGGUCAGGGAGUUCCUGAAUGAGGAAAACAAAGGCCUGGAUGUUCUGGUGGAGUACUUGUCGUUUGCACAGUAUGCUGUCACGUUUGACUUCGAAAGUCUGGAGAACAGCGUGGAAAGCUCGAUGGACAAGUCGAAGCCGUGGAGCCGAUCUAUCGAGGACCUGCAGCGGGGCAGCAGCGCGGCGUCGCCGGCGGGCAGCAGCGCCACGCGCUCCGGCAGGCACUCCAACCUGCGGUAUAACACCUUGCCCAGCCGAAGAACACUGAAGAACUCCAGAUUAGUGAGUAAAAAAGACGAUGUUCACGUCUGCAUCAUGUGUUUACGGGCCAUAAUGAACUACCAGUAUGGAUUCAAUAUGGUCAUGUCACACCCACACGCCGUUAAUGAAAUUGCACUAAGUCUGAACAACAAGAAUCCCAGGACCAAGGCCCUUGUCCUAGAGCUGUUGGCAGCUGUUUGCCUCGUCAGAGGAGGCCAUGAGAUCAUUUUGUCUGCGUUCGAUAACUUUAAGGAGGUGUGUGGUGAGAAGCAGCGCUUUGAGAAGCUGAUGGAGCACUUCCGAAACGAGGACAACAACAUCGACUUCAUGGUGGCCUGCAUGCAGUUCAUCAACAUCGUGGUGCACUCCGUGGAGGACAUGAACUUCAGGGUCCACCUGCAGUACGAGUUCACCAAGCUGGGCCUGGAUGAGUACUUGGAUAAGCUGAAGCACACAGAGAGCGACAAGCUGCAGGUGCAAAUUCAGGCUUACCUGGAUAACGUUUUUGACGUGGGAGCGUUGCUGGAGGAUGCUGAAACCAAGAAUGCAGCCCUGGAAAGAGUUGAAGAACUGGAAGAAAACAUUUCCCAUUUAUCUGAGAAGCUCCAAGACACAGAGAACGAAGCCAUGGCGAAGAUUGUGGAACUGGAAAAGCAGCUCAUGCAGAGAAACAAAGAACUGGAUGUGAUUCGGGAGAUCUACAAAGAUGCAAACACUCAGGUUCACACCUUGAGAAAAAUGGUGAAGGAGAAAGAAGAAGCCAUCCAGCGACAGUCAACGCUGGAGAAGAAGAUCCAUGAACUGGAGAAGCAGGGAACCAUUAAGAUCCAGAAGAAAGGUGAUGGUGACAUCUCCAUCCUUCCUGUUGCUCUGGCCUCUGGGAUGGUGCCAGCAGGGUCGGAGCCUGUGGCUGGCACAUGUCUCACGCCGGUGUCUGGAGCUGCAUCUUCAGUGCCAUUGCCACCACCUCCACCACCGUUACCUCCCUUAGCAGCGGCGCCCGAGGCAGUGCACAACGGCCCCGUGUCAGCGCCGAUGCCGCCUCCACCGCCGCCGCCCCCGCCGCCCCCGCCGCCUCCCCUGCCCGGCCCGGCCCUGGAGACAGCCCCCACGGCCCCGCUGCCCCCGCCACCCCCGCCCUCAGCACCCCCCCUGCCCGGGACAGCCUCUCCCACCGUGGUGUUCAACUCAGGCCUGGCAGCUGUGAAAAUCAAGAAGCCCAUCAAGACCAAGUUCCGCAUGCCCGUGUUCAACUGGGUCGCGCUCAAACCCAACCAGAUCAACGGCACGGUCUUCAACGAGAUCGAUGACGAGAGGAUCCUGGAGGAUUUAAACGUGGACGAGUUUGAAGAAAUAUUCAAAACAAAAGCCCAAGGUCCAGCCAUUGAUCUUACCUCAAGCAAGCAGAAGAUCACUCAGAAGGGGUCGAACAAAGUGACGUUACUGGAUGCCAACAGGGCCAAAAACCUCGCCAUUACUUUAAGGAAAGCGGGCAAGACGGCGGACGAGAUCUGCAAAGCCAUUCACGUGUUCGACCUGAAGACGCUGCCGGUGGAUUUCGUGGAGUGCCUGAUGCGGUUCCUGCCCACGGAGAACGAGGUGAAGGUGCUGCGGCUGUACGAGCGCGAGAGGAAGCCCAUCGAGAACCUGUCGGACGAGGAUCGCUUCAUGAUGCAGUUCAGCAAGAUCGAGAGGCUCAUGCAGAAGAUGACCAUCAUGGCUUUCAUAGGCAACUUCGCAGAGAGCGUCCAGAUGCUGACCCCGCAACUGCACGCCAUCAUAGCUGCAUCUGUCUCCAUAAAGUCAUCCCAAAAGCUGAAGAAAAUACUGGAGAUAAUCCUGGCUCUUGGAAACUACAUGAACAGCAGUAAACGAGGAGCUGUGUAUGGAUUUAAGCUCCAGAGUUUAGACCUGCUCCUGGAGACAAAGUCAACGGACCGAAAGCAGACGCUGCUGCACUACAUUUCAAACGUGGUCAAGGAGAAGUACCAGCACGUGUCCCUCUUCUACAACGAGCUUCACUACGUGGAGAAGGCUGCUGCAGUGUCUCUAGAAAACGUCCUGCUGGAUGUGAAGGAGCUGCAGAGGGGCCUGGACCUGACGAAGCGCGAGUACACCAUGCACGACCACAACACCAUGCUGAAGGAGUUCAUCCAGAACAACGAAGGGAAGCUGAAGAAGCUGCAGGACGAUGCCAAAAUAGCCCAGGAUGCCUUUGAUGAUGCUGUGAAGUACUUUGGGGAGAAUCCCAAGACAACACCCCCCUCAGUCUUCUUCCCGGUGUUUGUCCGGUUUGUGAAGGCCUACAAGCAAGCAGAGGAAGAGAAUGAGAUGAGGAAAAAGCAGGAACAGGCCUUAAUGGAAAAACUGAUGGAGCAAGAGGCACUGAUGGAGCAACAGGACCAAAAGUCUCCUUCCCACAAAACAAAGAGGCAGCAGCAGGAGCUGAUCGCAGAGCUGAGGCGGCGGCAGGUGAAGGACAACAGGCACGUGUACGAAGGGAAGGACGGAGCCAUCGAAGACAUCAUCACAGCCCUAAAGAAGAAUAAUAUCACUAAAUUUCCCAAUGUUCACUCGAGGAUCUUCGCAGCCAGCCGUACCGCCGUGCCGACGCGCUGAGGCGCAGCGUGAGGCGCCGCUGCGACGACCACGGCCUGCGCUCCGCCAACGGCCCCGACCUGGCCCUGUGAGCCCCCCACGGCCCAGGAACCGCGCACAGGAACCGUGGGCUCUCCGCUCCACCCGUAGCUAACAAGUGCCUGCAACCCCGAGUACCCGCUCACACGGACCCAAGCAAUAGGACUUGAUUCGAUUGGGUGUCUCCUUGUUUCUACACCCACACAUCGCUCAGUAUUUGUAACCAAAAUGUGCAAACGCCUUGUUUUUGGGGGGGUUUGGGCUGAUCCUGUCACAGCUGGGUGACCCCGACCCGAGGCCGGGCUGGGUUUGAACGAGCGGCGCUCGGGCUCUGCUUCCCCGGCUUCAGCUGCACUUACUGGCUCCUUGUCUCCUGUUAAAAAAGGAAGGCGUGGAAGGGCUGCCUGGAUGGAGCCUGGAAAGGAUUCCCCAGAGAGCUGAGCCGCCUCCUUCCCCACAUCCCUCCCUCUGGGGAGGCAAAGGCCGGCGCACAAGAGGAGGGCGGCCGAGGCACAGCUCUGCUCUGCGGCUAGAGGCUGAGUCACAGCCUGUUUAUUCAUUAGCACUAAGGUAUUAACACCUCCAUGAUCAGUAUUAGGGCUCUGAGGCCCCGGGGCAGGCCUGGCACUGGCUCCAGCUGCCUCGGGCUGCCCCCUCUCCUUGCUGUGGGGAGCUCAGAGGGGACACACACACACACAGACACACACAGGGUGCAAUGUCCCAGCCCAGGGAGGGACAGGAGACUUCCCGCAGCCGCCGGGACCCCCGAGAGACCCCCGAGACGUGUCCUUGGCGCAGCUCAGCGCCCCGGCCCCAGCGCAGCACUACGCCCCUUGUAAAAUGGAUUGUAUAGUAUUUAACCACUGAAUCUCCUGCCCCUUUACGUUGUGCUUCCGUGGAUCCGCUGGUGAAGGCCCCGUUGUGUUGUUCCCCCUGGAUGAUAUGUAGUUAUACGAGACUCUGUUUUUAAAUGUACAGAUAUUUUGCUACAAAACUGGUGCAGUUUUUUAUGGUUUUUACACGUCUCUUUUACUCCCUCCUGCGCCUCUGGCUAAUACUGUAAAUAUUGUUUAAAGCCACCCCCAGCCCCCUCCCCCUCUCCAGCCUCAGCCCCUGCUCUACAAUCUGAAUGUUAUUUUAACUUAUAGUUGGUUUUUUUGGUUUUAUAUUUAACUGAAGGGACUGGUCUGGGGCUCCCCGUGAGCAGCGAGAGCUGCCCCUCUGCAGCAGCGCCCGAGAGAACGCGCCACGGCCGCACCGAGGGCUGUGCCUCUGCCUGCCCGGCCCUGGCACUGCCUCCCAGCAAGUGGCAGGGGAAUGGUUAAAAGCAGGGGCUCUCCCCUUCCUCAGCCCCCCAGGGUGUUAUCACAGGGGGACCAAAGGGGUGGGACAGCUGGAAGCUGCUGCUGGCGUGUUCUCUUCAAUAUUUUUCUAGUACUAGACCUGCUUCUUAGCGAUAUUAGAAGUGUUUUAUAAAAGCAGUUCAUGUUACUUUCCUGGUCUGUCCCUGGCAUAAGAUGAAAUAAACUAUUUACACUACUA